AUGCGGGUGGCGUUGCGCUUGCUGCGCAAGGGGGAGCGCAUCCCUUCGCAGGGCAGUUCGCUCCUCAAUCCACGCAGCCAACGAGCCAAGCUCCGGCAGAUGGUGGCGACGCACGCGUCACAGAAGAAGCACUUCGAAGCGCAGGCGUUGUUUGCGGGCCUGGGUGGCGCUGCCUCGUCACCGCCCGUGCGCAGCAAAAAGGAGCGCUCCUCAACGGCGGCCCGCCGCCUAGGACAAGAGGUGGCGGAGCGGGCAAAGUCUCUCACUGACAGUGAGUGGGAACGUGUCCCGAUGGACGAGAAGCACGCAUUUACGAAGUACAUGAGCCAAAUGCUGCGGGAACACCCUACUGAGACGACGGAGCAGCAGCGGCGUCGGUACUUUGAGACUACCAUGGUCGACACCCGUGACCUGGACCCGCAGAAGACGGUUCGAGAUGAGUACGAACGGAUAAAGCUGGGUUUGCCUGUGCAGUUGAAGAAUCCGCAACAUUCCCUUGGCGUGUCGCAGGCGGUGUACGAUGCGGCGGACGCCUCGCUUUUUGACCCAGUGAACGUCCAUAAACUGGAAAACGCCAUGACUCACAUUAAACAGGUGUUUACAGACUACGUUCACAAGAAGCGGGAGGGUGUGAGCACGGAGGCGGAGCGACGACAGUUGGCGAACAUGACGGCGGAACUAAACCUGGAGACGCAGAAGCACCUUGCGAACACCUUCAAAUAUGCGGAGGCCCGUUUGCGUCGGAUCUCGUUGGAGGAAAAAGAACUUCAGUUGAAGGAAGUUGAGCGACUGCGGCGCGUGGCCCAGCAAAGGAGCGGCGGCCAUCGAUGUGGAAAGAAGGAUCAAAAAACAGAACGCAUGGAGAAGCUGAAGCGGAUGAUAAGCCGGGCCGUUGGAUUGGACAUGAACGUCGCAGAGACGGUUCUCACAGAGAUGCGUGCGCAGGAAGAGUUUUUGCAGUUUUGCGAGGUCUUUGCCCGCCUGACGCAAGGCAGUGGGUUUCAUCACACUUCUAAGGACGAGACGCUGAGCGCCUACGUGGAGAAUCUGCGCAAGCUGUAUUCCAUGAACGCAGACACCCUGAGUACGCUAGAUGUGGUGCAGUACUACGCCUCGAAGGAGGGCUCUGCACCUGUUGAUUGGGCAAAGCGAUGGUAUGAGAAGGCGUUGCUGCUACCGCUGCAGAGCACACCGGAGUAUCAGCGAUUGCUGGAAAUUCAGCAACGCGAGCAGGCGUCGUUGCAGGCAAAGGCUAAGCCUGCUGAACCAAGCGACGCCCUUGCAGGCCAGGCGGAGUCGGAGGUUGCCCGGGUGAAGGUGCAGAAGGUGGUAAACAUUGUGGAGAAAAUGUUUAUGGAUCCCAGAGACAAGCGGUUGGAAUCGUGGCACGAAAAGCGACUCCGGUACUUGGCGCACAUGCAGAUGGAACGACAGAUAAAACGCGUCAGAGAGAACGCAAAACUUUUUGAGGGUGUUGAGUCUGCCCCUGAGGCGGAGCAGUGCCGUGAGUUGUAUAGGCAGAUUCUCGAGCGCAGAGCAGCGUUGUUUGAAGCAGCAGCAACAACAGGGAACAACACCCCCGAUGGAGCUCAGGCUGUUGUGGUUGAUGAUUCUCGUGCGGAUGAUCAUGAGCAGAAGUUAUUCAACGUAUACGACGAUGCAGAAGCAACGGCCUUGUUUGAGAAGAUUCAGGCGAUCACAAAGCAGGUGAUUCGGCAGCGACGUAUAGAGAGCGCAGCAGCCACUAAGGCUCGAAGUCUGCGGCGGAUUAUUCGAAGCCUAAAGGGAGGCGAGCAAUCCUUGGCAGAGGAGCUACAUGCACUUCAGCAGCAACGCAGAGAGAGAAUCACCCAACGCCUUCUGGGAAUUGUGGAGAAUGACGUUAAGACGGAGAUGGAGUGGCUAGAGAAUAUGGAGGAGGCGGAGCGACCUCCACUGCUUCCUAUUCCAGAGGGCAUGUCAUACGUGUCUGCCGCGGAUGUGCAGGCGUGGCAAGACAUUCGUAAGGAUUGUGAGCGUAAGGCUGGAAAUCCGUUUGAGCGACGAAAGCGCAUUUUUCAACCUGAGCUGCUCGGGCAGACAUGGCGUGUGCCCGACCGGCCACUGUUGUUCUGGGGCACCGGUGUAUCCGCUGUACAGCAGGCUUUGCGCCACGCUGCAGAGGAUGCGGAACGAAAGCGACGUGGUGUUCCCAUUGCACCACCGUAUCCGUGUCCAGAGAAUCCAUGGGGUUGGCGGCUCGCGAAGGAUAUUCUGGACGAGGACUGA
This is a messenger RNA of Trypanosoma rangeli, 2268 nucleotides long. RefSeq names its product trichohyalin. NCBI's taxonomy places the organism in Eukaryota, Euglenozoa, Kinetoplastea, Trypanosomatida, Trypanosomatidae. The transcript has a single exon. The coding region runs from base 1 to 2268 and encodes 755 amino acids. The record is from RefSeq and is a predicted model, not a curated record.